Messenger RNA from Erigeron canadensis, 1320 nucleotides. RefSeq names its product transcription factor RAX2. The record is from RefSeq and is a predicted model, not a curated record. The transcript is spliced from 4 exons. NCBI's taxonomy places the organism in Eukaryota, Viridiplantae, Streptophyta, Magnoliopsida, Asterales, Asteraceae. The coding region runs from base 485 to 1288 and encodes 267 amino acids.
UUGACAUUCAAGAUAAUCCAACCUCAAACAUCCGGCCACCACCACUAACAUCCGACCACCACCAUCAAGAUCCGUUCACCACAAGAUCCAGUCACCACCUCCGAUAUCCGGCCACCACAAGAUCCAGUCACCACUGCGGAUAUCCAGCCACCGCCAUCAAGGUACAGCCACCACAAGAGCCGGCAACCACCCUCCAUCAAGAUUUAGUCACCAGCAUCAAGAUCUAGUCACCACCGCCAAUAACCGGCCACCGCCAUCAAGUUCUGGCCACCAAUUCCAAGAUCCAGCCACCAUAGAUCUAUACACGCACAUAAAUCGAGCCAUCCUCCCUUUCACAUCUGGUGAACCACCACCGUGCCAUCACCGUCGCGGCUGCUCGUUUUCCACCAUCAUCAUCGAUUUCAUCUUGUUAAAGUGUGUUUAUAUACGAUUUCAUAGUCUUAUUUGUUGGUAACUACUGCUGGUGGUGACAAAAUUGGUAUGAAUGAAUGAAUGGAAAAAGGGUUUUAUGAAACCAAAAUUUGAAGUGAAGAAGAAAAUGGGAAGAAGUCCAUGUUGUGACAAAGCAAAAGUGAAGAAAGGACCAUGGUCACCUGAAGAAGAUACUAAGUUAAAAGACUACAUCAACCUAAAUGGCACUGGUGGCAAUUGGAUUGCUCUUCCUCAUAAAGCAGGGCUUAAAAGAUGUGGUAAAAGCUGUAGACUAAGAUGGCUGAACUACCUUAGACCAAAUAUUAAGCAUGGUGAAUUCUCUGAUGAUGAAGAUAGACUCAUAUGUUCCCUCUUUGCUAGUAUCGGUAGCAGGUGGUCACUAAUAGCAGCACAGCUACCUGGAAGAACCGAUAACGAUAUCAAAAACUACUGGAAUACAAAGCUCAAAAAGAAGCUCAUCAUGAACUGGAAACCAGAAUCAUCUUACAACAACAACAACAACUUUUCUUCUUCAAACUGGCCAUUAAGUUCUCCUACAACUACUACUGCUUAUAAUAGUAAUAAUAAUCAUCAAAUACUGCCAUUAUUAGAUGAUAACAGAUACAUGAUCAAUGUGGACGACCCCGUUGAAACGUACCUAGUGAUGAAAGACAGUUCUACCCUUUUUAUGUAUGAAGGUCGUUGUGGCGAUCAAGCUGCUGGUACCAGUUCUGAUGGGAAUUCGACAUUAGAGUUUAAUCUUGAGGAAUUUAAGAAACUAAUCAGCUCUAAUCUUUGUAGCAGUGAUAAUAUUAAUAGUAAUGUCAAUGUUUUUGUUGAUGAAAUUAAGACAGAAGAGAACAUUAUGUACUACUAAUUAAUAAUUUAAGUUAUUUUGGUUUGAUUUAA